AUGUUGAAAAAUCUACAUGAACUUGAUCUUGGUCAAUGUUUUUCACUUGAGAAGUUACCUGAGGAUCUUGGCCAAUUAGAGUCAUUAGAGCACCUAACUUUGUCAUCUGCAAAGAUUCAACAUCUUCCGGAUAGCAUUUGUAUGUUGAAACAUCUGAAAUCUCUCAAUCUUGAUUGUUGUUGGUCGCUGGAGAAGUUACCCGAGGAAAUUGGGCGUUUAGAAUGUCUAGAAGACUUAUCUAUAGGAGCUACACCCAUAAGUCAUCUUCCACAGAGCAUUCUUAUGUUGAAGUGUCUGCGUGUUUGUGGGUCAAGAGGGAGUCUUGAGGUGUCUGAUGAGAUACAAAUCUCCUAUUACGAUGACAAUCACGUUUUCAAUCGCGAUCUUCAAUAUGAUUAUGUGGCUGGUCACAAAUGCUAUUAUGAUUAUGAUUACACAUACGAAUACGAUUACACAUAUGAUUAUGAUUACACAUACGAUUAUACAUACGAUUACGAUUACACAUACGAUUAUGAUUACACAUACGAUUAUGAUUACACAUACGAUGACGAUCAUGAUUACUAUUAACAAGGCCCAGAAAUGUUGUAACAGG
Messenger RNA from Lactuca sativa (garden lettuce), 592 nucleotides. The record is from RefSeq and is a predicted model, not a curated record. NCBI's taxonomy places the organism in Eukaryota, Viridiplantae, Streptophyta, Magnoliopsida, Asterales, Asteraceae.